GAGGGGACGACUUCACCACGAUCCUCGGCUGUAUUCAACCACGAUAAUCCUCUUCUCGUCCCCCUGGAGAAGACAGAUUCGACAAAGAGUCACGUGACAGCGCUGCUCCUCAGGACGCUCGAGCUCUGCUCCUCAUCACAUACGUAAAGGAGCCGCGACGGCGUCAUGGCGGACUCCAGCUCCAACCUCACGUCGCUGGCUCGGGCUCUGUCCCACCACACGCUGGACCUGGUGGAGACCAACGAAGUGUCACCGCCCCGACCUUCUCAGUUGCACCCAUGCCGAAGGAGGAAGCUUUCGAGCAGCAACUCGCUGGACUCCCUGGCGCCGAGCACUUCUUCACCUUGCGCCACCGAAGCCCGGGUCCUGGUCAUCAACACCGGCGGCACCAUCGGCAUGACGCUCCACGAUAACGUCCUGGCUCCAAAAGCGAAUGCCUUCGUGAACAGCCUUCGGAAGCUGCCCAUACUCCACGAUGAGAUGUACGCAGAGCAGACCAGCCUCUACGACUACUACGGGUCCACGAAUACGCUGGUCCUGCCCUUGAGCAAAGAGAACAAGAGGAUCGUCUACACUAUUCUGGAGUACAACCCUCUGCUGGACUCCUCUAACAUGACCACGGACGACUGGGGGCGCAUCGGGAAGGACAUCGAGAAAAACUAUGAGAACUACGACGGGUUCGUGAUCCUCCAUGGUACCGACACGAUGGCGUACACGGCCGCCGCUCUGUCCUUCAUGUGUGAGCAUCUGGGAAAACCUAUCAUCCUAACAGGCUCCCAGGUGCCGAUUUAUGAGAUGAGGAACGACGGCAGAGAUAACCUACUGGGGGCGCUGUUGAUCGCUGGGCAGUUUGUCAUUCCGGAGGUGUGCUUGUACUUCUACAAUAAACUCUACAGAGGAAACCGAGUGACCAAAGUGGAUGCCGGCAGCUUCAACGCCUUCUCCUCGCCAAACCUGGCUCCCCUGGCCACAGCUGAAGUCGACAUUAUGAUUAACUGGGACACGGUGUGGAGAGCAAACACCACAGCAAAGUUCCAGGUCAGCACCGAGCUGAACAGGAACGUCGGACUGCUGCGGCUUUUUCCCGGAAUCACUGCUGCGACCGUGAGGGCCUUCCUGCAGCCACCGAUGCAGGGCGUCGUGCUGGAGACCUACGGCAGCGGGAACGCUCCGGACAAGCGCCCAGAUUUACUGGAGGAGCUGAAGAAGGCCACCGACUCGGGCGUCAUCAUCAUCAACUGCACUCAGUGUCUGAGAGGAAGCGUGUCCACGUCCUACGCCACAGGAAAGGUGCUCAUCGAUGCCGGGCUGACAGCCGGCGGUGACAUGAUCUCUGAAGCCGCCCUCUCGAAGCUCUCCUACGUUCUGGCCAAGAAAGACAUCUCAUUGGACGCCAAGAAAAAGAUGAUGGCCCAGAACCUGCGAGGAGAGAUGAACGUGGACAACGCAGGAGCCAAGCUAAAUCUGAGCGACAGUCGCUUCAUCCAAGUCAUUGCCAAGUCGCUCAGCAUCAGCUGCAAAGAGGAGUUGGAAGCCAUCCGCGAUGCUCUGACUCCACCGCUGGCCUGCGCUGCAGCAAAGAUCGGCGACAUCGAAGCCUUGGAAGCUCUGAAGGAAAUGGGUAGUAACUUGUGCCUUGGUGACUACGAUGGUCGGACGCCGCUCCACGUAGCUGCGUGCGAGGGUCAUCUGAAGGUGGUGCAGUACCUGCUGAGUCACGGUGCAACAGUCUACGCCAAGGAUCGGUACAGAGACACACCGCUGUACAAUGCCGUACGAUUCAGACACAGGGAGGUGGUGAAGCUGCUGAGGAAAACCGGAGCCCACUUCUCCAGGGAUGAGCUGGACGAGGCCGGAACUGAACUCUGCAGCUUGGCGGCCAGUGGGGACCUGGAGGGUUUGGAGAUAUGGUGUCUGGCUGGAGCAGACCUGAACAAACCGGGUUACGACGGACAGACGGCCAUCCAAGUGGCUCACGCUGUGGGACAGACGGAGGUGGAGGCCUUUCUGCUUCAGGCUGCCAGCAAGAAAACUCAGUCUGCUUUUGGUGAAAUAAAUGAGUUUGAUGAGUAUGAUGAUGAUGAUGAUGAGAGCGGCGUGAUCGAGUUCACCGCUGCUCCCUCAGGAAUGUGAGCCGGAGCCGUCGCAGGAGCCUCUUCCGUCCACCUGUUAUUAUUAUUUUUCAUUUUUUUACUCACCAUGAAUGUCGCGGGACACAUGCAGUGUUUACUUCAGCACAAUGUUUAAGCAUGUGAACUGUCACAUGGUCAAUAAGGGAACCAGGCGAUGCACAGAGUUUCACUCUCCAGUCAAUGUAAAGCUAAAAACUCUUGUCUGAAAAACGUCUGAUACUGGAGAUUCAAAAGUACAAAGCUGUUAGUGACAUGACAGUGUGAGGACUAUAUGAAGGUGUUAUUGUUUUGAACUUUUGCUCGAUGUUAAUGCUGUUUGCACUGAUAUAUGCUGUUGCUGCUUCUGAAAAACACACUGACCCGUCACAAAACAACAUCACGGCUCAAGCUGUAAGAUAAUGUGGUGAAUAAUAAGUAAUAAUAAGACAAAGCACACAAUAAACCAGAAGCAAAGCAAACCAUUGAUGAAAAUAUGACUAAGAAAAACUGGAACAAUAUCAGCACAGCCGUGAUCGCCAGCUGUCAGACUCAUUCAUGGCUAUCUGAUCUGUGGUUGUGAGUCCUUAUCCGUCCAGUCGGGUCUGACUCGCACUGGUCCGGCCUGUUUGUGGCCGUCGAGCCGGAAGAGUGGCAUUUCUCCGAGCUGCAGUGAAACGAGGAAACAAUAAAGUUUCACUGAGUCAAUCUUUGAAUGGUCACAAACUUUAUUUACAAACCUCAAAGGGUCAUGCUGCGGUUUGUGUUGUUUCAGAUGGAAAUGUUUGUGUUUUAAUAAAACUAUUUUCU
Messenger RNA from Synchiropus splendidus (mandarinfish), 2918 nucleotides. It is a transcript of the gene aspg, whose product is annotated as asparaginase homolog (S. cerevisiae). Lineage: Eukaryota; Metazoa; Chordata; Actinopteri; Syngnathiformes; Callionymidae. The record is from RefSeq and is a predicted model, not a curated record. The transcript has 18 exons. Gene Ontology annotation, biological process: amino acid metabolic process. The coding region runs from base 166 to 2133 and encodes 655 amino acids. Gene Ontology annotation, molecular function: protein binding; asparaginase activity.